This is a messenger RNA of Pistacia vera, 1398 nucleotides long. RefSeq names its product nodulation-signaling pathway 2 protein-like. Gene Ontology annotation, cellular component: nucleus. Gene Ontology annotation, molecular function: sequence-specific DNA binding; DNA-binding transcription factor activity. Gene Ontology annotation, biological process: regulation of DNA-templated transcription. NCBI's taxonomy places the organism in Eukaryota, Viridiplantae, Streptophyta, Magnoliopsida, Sapindales, Anacardiaceae. The record is from RefSeq and is a predicted model, not a curated record.
AUGGAGCUUGAUCAAGUCCAUUGCCUGGUUGAACCAAACUACAUGGAAAAGUUCCAGGAUUAUAACCUGGAAACUGCAUGUUUUUUACAAGGGGAAGAUCCCAUCUCCAGAAACACCAUUCCUGAAGAUGAGAUUCUUGAUAAUGAGAACCUAAAAAGAUUCAGAGUGAGUGCCAGUCCUGGAAGUUCCCUGGAAAAAGAACUCAUAAGUCCUGGAAUGGUUCAAGCAACAGAAAAGGCAGAAGGGGAUUCCCCGAAGGGACUCCAAGAAGAGUUGAUUGAAGAAAUCAGUGUAACUGAUCUCCUGGUGAUGGGAGCUGAAGCUGUUGAAGCGCAAAAUUGGGUUCUGUCUUCAGCCAUUGUUGCAAAGCUUAACAGUCUCUUGAGUGAUGGAGAAAAUGGUGAUAACCAUUUCAACAGGCUGGCUUUGUUCUUCAGUCAGGGACUGUUUUAUAAGAGCAUCGGUACUCCCGACAUGUUCCAGGAGCCUUUCGCUAAAGAGACAGACAUUUCGCCUACCUUUCAGGUGCUCCAGGAACUCUCCCCUUAUGUAAAGUUUGCCCAUUUCACAGCCAACCAAGCCGUCCUGGAAGCCACAGAGGGCGAUCAAGAGAUUCAUGUUACUGAUUUCGAUAUCAUGGAGGGGAUUCAAUGGCCGCCUUUGAUGGUUGAUCUUGCGUCGAGAAAGAAUGUUGUUUCUCUUAGAGUAACAGCCAUCAUAACUGACCAGAAAAAUUCAAUCUUUGUGCAGCAAACAGGAAGAAGGCUCAAAGAAUUUGCAGAUUCAAUCCAUUUUCCAUUCAUAUUUGACCAUUUGGUGAUGGUAAGUGACAACGAUUUUGAAUCAAUCAACGCUGGCCACACUCUGAUAGCCAAUUGCAUGAUGCAUCAGCUUCACAUGCAUAAAAGAAACUUAUCCCAGGUGAAAACUUUCAUUGAUGGUGUGACAAAACUCUCACCGAAAAUUCUCAUUCUAGUGGGGGAAGAACUGUUCAGUUUUACAAUAACUCCAUCAAUGUCAUUUAUGGAAUUCUUCUGUGAGGCGCUCCACCAUUACACAGCAGUUUCUGAUUCCACGGUGAUCAGUUUUUGCAAGGACCAUGAAGUAGGAUUGAGAUGGAUAGAAAAAGAGUUUCUGGGGAUCAGAAUUCUAGAAAAUUUGAGCCAAUUCCCAUCUGCAAAUGAAGAGAAAAUGCAAUGGGGAAAAAGGUUCGAUUGUUUAAGAGAAUUCAAGCCAAUAACUUUGAGUUCUUGCAACAUUUCCAAGGCUAAGUUCUUGGUGAGUCUCUUCAGAGGAGGCUAUUGGGUGCAAAAUGAGAAGUGGAAGCUGACACUGUGCUGGAAAUCUAGGCCUCUGACCACAACUUCCAUUUGGGUGCCAAUUUCAACGUCAAGGUGA